AGAACUCUGAAUCGUACUAAUUCGCUUUGUUCGAAUGAGACGAAAUUCCAGUACUUAUGUAUAGUCCAGCCUCAGUCAGAGAAGGUGACGCCUGAUGUUGUGAAAGCAAAGCCCAUCGUAGAGUUACUUUGCUGCUAGGCUAAAGAUGGGUGGUUAAUGAGUACGGAAGGCAGGCACAGUAGGGCGCGGUCGGCUGCAGGGGCUGACAUUCUGUAAACACACACGCACACACGCACACACAUGUUGAGAUGAAGCCAUCAUGUCCGCGUUUCUUACGUUGUCACUGGCGUGUAACAUCGUCGGGCUUUCCCAAUGUUUAUCGUCCGAAGUUCAUCUCCGCUGCACUAUCUACUGCCGCAUCCGCAGGGCUGAUCUGCCAAGGUGAAGGGGGUACGCGAUUCCGACUUGUCCGACCUCGCGGAACACCAGCACACGACAAAGCCUCCAACGUGUGGCUAGCGAUAGACGAAUCUAGACCUGAUGCUGAGUACAUUAGCAAGCUACCGCCUGGAGACAACAACGACAGUCCGUGGUCCAAUACUGCUCUCGCUGCUUUCAAGCAUGAAUUGGAGAUGCAAAGACUGUUUGCAAAGGAUCCUAUGAUUCGCAGACUCGCGGAUUACGUUCCUGAGUCGGAGCCUGUUGGACCGAUGAUGGUCCUUGAAGCAUUUACGGACUCGCUCUGGGAUGCUCGGAAUGCUAGGCCCUUUACUACGAAGGAAAUCAAGUGGAUUAUGAAGGGGGUACUCCUUGGUAUUUAUACGGUCCAUAUGAGAGGACUGGUUUAUACAGAUCUAAAGAUGGAGAACGUUGUACUUGGAGGGUUCGAUUCCUCCAAGCCAAGUGAGAAUUUUCGUGAUCUGAUCCUAAAACUGGCAGAUUGCGGUUCUAUUAGCAAACCAUCUACCAGAGAGAUCACUUCCCUCACAUAUCGAAGUCCCGAGGUCCACUUCGGGAAAUCUUGGACUUCGAGCACAGAUGUGUGGUCCUGGGGGAUAAUAUUAGCCCAAUUGUUCCAGGCCCAGGUGGACUUCAGAUCAGCGGGAAUUUACGAUUCAAUUCAAAAACUUGCAAUUGACUUUGACUUGUCAUCGCUGCCAUUCUAUGCUAAGGACAAACAAUGCGCCCGGAUCUUGCCUACCCCACAACCAGAAAGGGCAUACAUGUGGGCGAACAACAUGGUUGAGAAAGGUGUUCCGGGUAAUGAUAUCCAAUUUUUGGUGGAGGUUCUACACCCAGAUCCAAACGCACGCCUUACGGUGCGUGAGAUCCUCGAAAGUGGAUAUCUGGACGGCUAAGUGGGAUUAAGUUCUGUUUUCACCAUGCAUCGCCGGCGCCAAGUCGGAAUUAUUGAAGCGCCCGCGAAGUCUUCGUUACGGAUCUUGAGGUCUCUACAUGAGCAGCUGACUAGUCGGGGACGUAUGUAAAAUCAAAAACGCUUCAGACCUGAUUACUGGAAACAAUCACAGUAUUGUAAAAGUUCAAAAACAAAAUAAUACAUACAACAGAAGGGAUUCGCUGGUGGUCACCCACCCAACUACUAACCUCCCGGCGUGUGGCUUGAGUACGG
Aspergillus piperis CBS 112811 is the source of this 1570-nucleotide messenger RNA. Its product is annotated as kinase-like protein. Gene Ontology annotation, molecular function: cyclin binding; ATP binding; cyclin-dependent protein serine/threonine kinase activity. The coding region runs from base 249 to 1298 and encodes 349 amino acids. Gene Ontology annotation, cellular component: nucleus; cytoplasm; cyclin-dependent protein kinase holoenzyme complex. Gene Ontology annotation, biological process: signal transduction; regulation of G2/M transition of mitotic cell cycle; protein phosphorylation. The record is from RefSeq and is a predicted model, not a curated record. Lineage: Eukaryota; Fungi; Ascomycota; Eurotiomycetes; Eurotiales; Aspergillaceae. The transcript has 5 exons.